AUGGCGGCCCAGACUGCGGCGGCGCGUGAGACCGGCGCGCACUCCAGUUGGGCCCGCCACUCGGCGCCGCCCGGUGGCCCAAGGCAGCCGCCCGCGGUGGCGACUGGGCACGCCGCGUGCACCCUCGAGGCCGUCGUGGAGGGCGGGAGCACGCCGCUGCGCGCUGCCGCUGGGGAGUUCCCCGGGCCGCCAGGAAGGGCACGCGAGCAGGACGCCGACGUGGCCGAGUCCGAGACGACAUCCGCCUUCGACCAAGAACGGGGAUACGCGUGCGAGAUGAUCACCAAGCUAAAUGGCCAGUUGGCCAAGUCUGAAGCGACGGCAGCCCGCGGGCAAACGCGCGCCUUUCAGCAGGCGCGGCGGUACGCAUCCGCGAAGAUCACGGAGCUGAACGCCAAGACGGCCGAUUCAGAGAGACACGCUUCCCAGAAGGUCUCGAAGCAGAACGCCCAGACGGCCGAGUCCGAGUCCGAGACUACACCCGCCUCCGACCAGGCCCAGCGCUGCGCGUCCGAGAACACCAUGGAGCUGCACGCCCACAUGGCCGAACCCGACGCGACGCCCACCUUCGAGCAGAUAUGGGGCUAA
Molecule: messenger RNA, 588 nt
Organism: Prorocentrum cordatum
Lineage: Eukaryota; Dinophyceae; Prorocentrales; Prorocentraceae
Source: the annotation of a GenBank genome assembly